CCUGGCUAAGCUGCGAUUGUUUGAAUAGUUCAUUUUAAUACAUAUCGGAAGAAACUUACUUGAAUAAUAUUUAAUAAAAUGAAAUUCUGGUGCCUUUUCCUUUUUACUGCAUUCGCAUUGACUUCUACAGAUGCUUUUACUCCUGAUAUUGUGAAUAAAAUCAAAGGACUAGCGACUAAAGUUGGUCAAGGAAUAAAAGGUGUUUUGGACAAUGGUAAAAAAUUGGUCAAUAAAGCCUUGCACGUUGAACCGAAUGCGGAGGUUCAAGCAUCCGCACAGCAGUCCACUAAACCAGAAAAUCAUCAAUCUCAACCGUCCAAUCAACAAUCACAAUCAUUCAGUUCACAGUCUCAACAGGCUACUCAAUCAGAACUAGGAAAUCAACAACCUCAAUCGGUUCAACAGCAGGUUAUUCAGAGUUCGCUUCCUUCAGAAAUUAAUGAAGUCAAUGAACAGUCUCAAUCGGUUCCAACAGUUCAAGCUCAAGAAACUGUUUAUCAAUAAACAAAAAGAACAGAUUAAAACAUCCCGUAAAAGUUUUAUAACAUUUUUAAUUUAAAUAAUAGCGUGCUAAAAAUAU
Molecule: messenger RNA, 580 nt
Organism: Trichogramma pretiosum
Lineage: Eukaryota; Metazoa; Arthropoda; Insecta; Hymenoptera; Trichogrammatidae
Exons: 2
Coding region: 79-504 (141 amino acids)
Source: RefSeq, a predicted model, not a curated record